Messenger RNA from Fusarium oxysporum Fo47, 1102 nucleotides. RefSeq lists its product as uncharacterized. The transcript has 2 exons. Gene Ontology annotation, molecular function: protein dimerization activity. Bases 130 to 951 code for a protein of 273 amino acids. Lineage: Eukaryota; Fungi; Ascomycota; Sordariomycetes; Hypocreales; Nectriaceae. The record is from RefSeq and is a predicted model, not a curated record.
GGUUUGUGAUGUUACAUAUAGCAAUACAGCUGUGCAACAAAAUGUUUCUGCCAUUGUUCCAGGCUCAUGCUGUGAACUUAGUACACUCGUACUAACUCGUUCUAGCCAAUCAACCUUCCAAUCUCAACAAUGCCUGCUCAUCUCAUCGCUGCUGACCUUGGUGACAUUUCCUGGGAUAGACGAGGCAGCGGACUUGAGUCACUUUCUGCGGGCCAUCUUUUGGAUCCGGUCAUGCAAGGCGACGAAGACUUUGUCCAGACUGAAGACUUGCUACUUGACGACGCGUUGUGGGGAAUUGACGGAUACCAUCUAGCCCUCUCGACUCCAAACUUAUUAUUGUCCGACUCCUCUAGCGCAGGUCCGUUGCCGUUGGAUCCAACGAUGAUCCAUAUAGGAACUUGUGACUCUGGCCUGUUCACCCUCAGUCCAAGCAUUCCGAUAAGACCCGAGUCUUCCGAGUCCGGAUGGUUCAGCAUGGAUCCAGACAAAGGUCUCAGUCAAGAAUAUGGAACGAAGGGUCCAAUAGCCACUACCGUUAGUUUGCAGACAGACAGCUUAGAAGAUGUCCCAAAGGCCUCUUCUCCAGCAGUAAAAAUGCGUUCAGCUUCUCGUAAGCCCAAGACGUUGCGAGGAAAACCAUCGAUACCGGCCAAUAUCCAACUAGCUCGCGAGUCACUCAACAACGUGGAAAGGGAUUACCGCACACGGCUCAAGGUCCGUUUCGAAAAAUUGCUCAGGGCAGUUCAGGAAUCUAUGUUCAAGAAUGAAACUACAGACGAAGAUGGCUCGGUGAGAGAUGAUUACCGUUUCAGCAGAGGUGAGGUGUUGGAUGCUGCGAGACAGCGCAUUCUGGCAUUGGAAGAAGAAAAGAGGAGAUUGACAACUCGGGUGGAAAUACUGAACCACAAUCUGAUGGUCAACAGAAGGAGGCAAACCAUGGCCAAGAUGUAAUAUUUAAGAGGAGGAGGUUGGGGGGGCGGCAUGUUAUAUAAUAAGACUGAGCAUCUGGAGUUAAGCCGUGACACAUUAACAAGGCACACCUGAGGGUUAUAAUAAAUGUAAUGUUAUAUUAUCUUCAAAUUAGAAGAAAAUCUUGGCAAUA